This is a messenger RNA of Paramuricea clavata, 19481 nucleotides long. The record is from the annotation of a GenBank genome assembly. Lineage: Eukaryota; Metazoa; Cnidaria; Anthozoa; Malacalcyonacea; Plexauridae.
UGUUGUUCUGUCUAUGUCGCUGCUGAAAGAGAUAAGAUGUAACUUUCAUCAUCACAAUAAGGACAGAUGGUUCGCUACUUCGAUUUCUAAUCAACGACAUUAACUGAUAUUUUGCUACAGAUUCAGUAGCCCUUGGCCAGACUCGUAGAUAAUGUCUCCCACAACUUAUAAGAAUAUCAUUGAUGUGUUGGCAAUCUUAUGUUUGGUUUACGAGAUGCAACGUUCAAGAGGUCAAAUAUAUAACACACGCUUAUGUGGAUCUUUAAGUAAAAUGGUAUGACUUGAUCAAUUUCUUUGUUUUAUACUUAGUAAGUAAGUAUUGCCCAGAAGAAUUAAGCUACAAUAGUUUAAUUUUGCAGCUGGCUAAUGUAUAAAUGUAGGCCUAUGACUAGAGAGUGUGGACAACAGUGCCAGUUGAUAUAGCUAUCAGACGAAACGCACAACAGACCAAAGGCAAGGAACUGCACUCCGCUUAUUCACAAAAUUAUUGUUAUCUUAGAGAUUUUGGGAUGGAAAGGAUUCAUGACGCUGGUUAUUCUAAUCCUAACGUGAUUAUUAGGCCUAAGCGAAUAUUCGUUCUGUAUAAUCUAUGUGGCGCUUGUAUUUGUCCAUAUUCGUUGUUUUGUGCAUUGUCAUUCUAUACACCUGUUUCCCAGAAUGCUAGAUGUUCUAGAUAUGUGAAACAUGCAUGCGUAUAAGGAAGCCAGUAAACCGACAUAUACAACCUAAACAUUUAAAGAACUCAGAAUAAAAUAAUCUUAGCAUAUUUUGCAAUCAUACACAGUUUUUGCUAUUCAGUGCCACUGCAUGAACAUUAUUUGUUCUGUUCCCAAAUAUUACUAGGUAAACGAAUAAUGUUCAGUGCUCUGUAUUCUUUUCAUUCAUGUGGGCGUCAAGGCUGGUUUAUUUAAAAAAAAAGAUGCUAAGGGAACGGUCAUACAGUAAGUGUUAUGGGGCGGAGGCUAUUUGGUAUGUAACCAAAUUCUGUUCUAAGGGGUCGAAUAAUUUUGUUAUUAAACUGGGGUUGGGGGUUGGAGGGGGUAUCAAACGAAAAAUUAACCUCUAUUCUUUUCUCUAUGAUAUAACAUCAUCACAUAAUAACCAUUUUUCCUCAGUGAUAUUAACCUGUUACUGCAACAGCAUCAUUAUAUAUAUAUAUAUAUAUAUAUAUAUAUAUAUAUAUAUAUAUAUAUAUAUAUAUAUAUAUAUAUAUAUAUAUAUAUAUAUAUAUAUAUAUAGUUUUCAGAAGACAGUAAACAUGAAGAAGGUUUUGUUGUCCUUACUUGAAACAGCAUGAUUCCGGUAUUCAUCAUUUCGGGAAAAUUCAAGUUUCAACUCCUCAUGAUUCCCGCAACAGCAAAUUUUUUCCAGGAACAUAUUUUUGUUUCACUGGUAAUUAUAGUUGUGGUUUAAACAUGUGAUUCACUGAUAUGUAUUUGUAGCCAUAAAUCUAAACAUGUAACAUUGUUUGUGAUUGUACUAUGCAUGCGUGAAGUAAAAACAGUUAAUAACAGUCCUUGCAAGAAAGUUUAGCAGCGGAAUUUUUAAUCAGGCAACGAGAGAGAGGGAGCCUUUCACACACUUUCGUCCAAUUAAACAGCUUUUAAUGAAAACCCCCCAACUUUUUUAGGGUUUCAGUGCUAUUUGAGCACGGAAACCCUAAUUACUCUAGGGUUUGUAUCGAUUAUAACAUAACAUUAUAUGGAACAGUACCAUCGAAAGGCGUUGCCAGUGGUAUUAUUAUAUUGUUAAAUAUGGGAUCGAAGUCAAUAGUAUUAUGUACACCAGUUGUCUUGUGUUGAUUAAUAAUAUCUGCAGGCGUAUUCAAGGACAUGUUUAAUUUCCAUCGCUGCUUUAAAUAUACAUUUUAUUUUUGACAGAUAUCAAUCCAUUAAGAUAAUACCUGUAUGUCUUCUCCUUCAUAUGCUGACAUAUUGUAUAUAUCCUCAUGCUAAAUUCAGGAUGUUUGACUUUAAGCUUUAAUGCCUGGUCUGUUUUUAUUAAAGUUCAAGGUAGUAAUUAACUAUCACACAGUAGCCCGUUGUUGAUUUUUACCAAUUGUAUGCAAAUGUUAUCAUUUCAUACAAUAUCUCAUUUAUUCAGACAUUUAAUGAUGUACAACAUAUAGGCAGAUGGCAUCCUUUAGUGAUGGGGCUUAGAUCCAGGGAAUGCGAUAUAAUGACAAUAACAUUAUUCAUUCCGGCCCUCUGAAAAGCUGUUAUAUGAGCGACACUUGUUUUGGGAGAGGAGUGCCCCUUUAAGCACUCGUAAAUGUAUGUGAAAAUCGUCAGUGAACUCUCUGCAAUAUCGAAACACGUGGUUUUCCCUUGCCUUUUUUGUCAGUCAUCUUAAGAGAAGUUGAUGGGUUUGGGUUAGAAUAAGUUGAUUAAGAAAAAGACAUUUGUUGCAUGCAAAACGUCUAUGGAUGUGACGUACUUUCAUUAAAACACCAUCAAACUGUCAUGUGAUUCAAUAUACACAUAGGCAGCUCCUCAAAAUAAAUUGCUGGGGCAAAAGUAAAGGUAAGGAAUGAUAACAUCAAGGAAUUAAUAAUCUUCUAGUGCAUGCUGUGAUUUAUUUGCAUACAAACGAUACAUCUUGUACACGCAAUCGGUCAUCCGCAGACAGCUGAAUGACAUAAACUUUUAGCGAGAGGGCUAGCUAAUCCUAGACCUAGGAGAGCUUGGGGCAUGAACCGGUUGAAUAUAUUUUUUUCAAAGGAAUUAUAACACGAUUUCCAGCGUUUUAGGCGAUGUUAUAAAAAUUUUUUAUCAAGAAAAUAUAAUGUCUACAGGGCAAUACAAUCAAUAAUACAAUUUUACUAGUCACAAAUGUCAUCCUUGAUUUUAGGAAAACUAGCAACACUAGAUCGAUCUUGGAAAAUUUCAUAGAAAUAAAUUGAAACAAUAAUGACAAAUCUUAAUAAACUGCAAAAUUUCUUAUAUAAUUAUUAUAGAUUAUUUCUCCCCUAUUAAAAUGUUAUGGGGGCUUAACUAAACUGAAAGGAACCGAUACUCCUCAGCGUCCAAGUGAUGGAUAUAUGGGUGAUGAAUAGCCAUGCUCUACGGAUAUGAGAGAAUGAAAAAGACGAAAUUAUGCAAACUUCGAGCGACUAAGGAAUGAUUUAUGUAUAAUACGAGGCAGCACUGAAUUUUAUUGGUUGGUUGGUUGGUUAAGUGAGAUUGGAACCUGGUUGAUGAUGCUUAAAUUCUCUGAUAUUUAUUUUAGAAAUGUUGUUGUCUGAACAUUCAGAAAUGUCAUUUAAUCAUUGUUUGGCUGUAUUUGCUAAUGCAUACCAGGGGCAGCGGAAUAUGGAGGUUAGAGGGGCUCAUGCCCCAGAAGUUAAAGCAGAGAGACUAAGCCCCGCCCCCCUCAAAGUAAUAUGAAAAUUCUUGAUCGUUGCCUAAUUAACAGGUAUUUAAGUGAAUUUAAACUGGGGAAUUAAGUACCCAUUGUAGUUUUCACAGAGGAACCAGCUGCCCUAAAAUUGAUUAAGUCGUAUAUGUCUUGGUUAAAGUUCGACCAUGCAAAUUUACCUGUCGUUUUUGCACUUACUGUAGUCGAAAACUGCGGUACCUAAUUACUUAGCUGAAAAUUGACCCCUCCCUCAAAGGAAACAUAAAACCCGUUGCGUCACCACUUAAGCACACUGUGGUUGCCACCUGACUUUGGUAGAGCCAAUCGUAUUAAAUCGCAUGAAGUGAAUUAAUAUCAUGUUAAUAUCUUGCGGCCAAAUAUAGCACGCGCAGGCUAAAAAUAAGUGCACCUGCUUCCUCGACCAGCGUAACCUUGACUGAGUGUUGUCUCACUAGCUCGGACGGAGCAUUCCUUAACACGCACUGAGUCUUGCCUCAUUCUGUCCGAUUGUUGUCAUACUCUGAUUGAGUGUUGCCUUACUGUGACUAACGUCUGUAUUCUAAAAGCUCACUCACACUCAAAGAGUGGAACUCCGAUCGCAGCUUUCCUCGAAUGUCAAUUUACCUGUCGUUUUUGCACUUACUGUAGCCGAAAACUACGGUAUCUAAUUACUUAGCUGAAAAUUGACCCCUUCCUCAAAGAAAACAUAAAACCCGUUGCGUCACCACUUAAGCACACUGUGGUUGCCACCUGACUUUGGUAGAGCCAACCGUAUUAAAUCGCACGAAGAGAAUUAAUAUCAUGUUAAUAUCUUGCGGCCAAUAUAGCACGCGCAGGCUAAAAAUAAGUGCACCUGCUUCCUCGACCAGCGUAACCUUGACUGAGUGUUGUCUCACUAGCUCGGACGGAGCAUUGCUUAACACGCACUGAGUCUUGCCUCACUCUGUCCGAGUGUUGCCACACUCUGAUUGAGUGUUGCCUUACUGUGACUAACGUCUGUAUCCUAAAAGCUCACUCACACUCAAAGAGUGGAACUCCGAUCGCAGCUUCCCUCGAAUGUCAAUGCUGUUUUUGAGUAGCUGAAAGGUUAGUGUCAUAGCUUACUAUGCGACUACUCACCCUCCAGCUAUUCUAAAACAACAUUGGUGCUCAAGGAAAGCUCAGUUUGAACUUCCACUCAUUGAGUGUGAGCGGUAGUGAGCUUAAUUUAGAAUGCUGGCGUAAGAGUUUCCUCUGUCUGGCUGACGCCUGUAUUCUAAAAGCGCACUCACACUCAAUGAGUUGAAGUUCAAUCCGAGCUUCUAUCGUGUGUCAUUGCUGUUUUUGAAUAGCUGGAGGGUUACGCCCAUAUUCUAAAAGCUCACUCACACUCAAUGAGUGUAGGUUCAAUCUGAGCUUCUCUUAAGUGUAAGUGCUGUGUUUGAAUAGCUGAAAGGUUAGUGCCGUACCUUACUAUGUGACUACUCACCCUCCCGCUAUUUAAAAACAGCAUUGACACUCAAGGGAAGCUCAGAUUGAACCCCCACUCAAUGAGUGUGAGUGAGCUUUUAGAAUACGGGCGUAAGAGUUGCUUUAUUCUGAACGAGUGUACCCCACUCUACUAGUGUUGUGUUACUCUCACUGAGUGUUGCCUUAUUCUGACUAAGUGUUGUGUUACUCUCACUGAGUGCUGCCUUAUUCUGACUAAGUGUUGUGUUACUCUCACUGAGUGUUGCCUUAUUCUGACUGAGUGUUGUGUUACUCUCACUGAGUGUUGCCUUAUUCUGACUAAGUGUUGUGUUACUCUCACUGAGUGUUGCCUUAUUCUGACUGAGUGUUGUGUUACUCUCACUGAGUGUUGCCUUAUUCUGACUAAGUGUUGUGUUACUCUCACUGAGUGCUGCCUUAUUCUGACUGAGUGUUGUGUUACUCUCACUGAGUGCUGCCUUAUUCUGACUGAGUGUUGUGUUACUCUCACUGAGUGUUGCCUUAUUCUGACUAAGUGUUGUGUUACUCUCACUGAGUGCUGCCUUAUUCUGACUGAGUGUUGUGUUACUCUCACUGAGUGUUGCCUUAUUCUGACUAAGUGUUGUGUUACUCUCACUGAGUGUUGCCUUAUUCUGACUAAGUGUUGUGUUACUCUCACUGAGUGUUGCCUUAUUCUGACUGAGUGUUGUGUUACUCUCACUGAGUGUUGCCUUAUUCUGACUAAGUGUUGUGUUACUCUCACUGAGUGCUGCCUUAUUCUGACUGACGCCGGUAUUCUAAAAGCUCACUCACACUCAAUGAGUGGAGGUUCAAUCUGAGCUUCUCUUGAGUGUUACUGCUGUUUUUGAAUAGCUGGAGGGCUAUUGUCAUAACUUACUCGGUGACUACUCGCCCUCCAGUUAUUCAAAAAUAGCAUUGGCGCUCAAGAGAAGCUCAAAUUGAACCUCCACUCAUUGAGUGUGAUUGCGAGUGAGCUUUUAGAAUACGGGCCUGAGUGUUGUAUCACUCUCACUGAGUGUCACUGAGUGCUGCCUUAUUCUGACUGAGUGUUGUGUCACUCUCACUGAGUGCUGCGCCCGUAUUCGAAAAGAUCACUCAUACUCAAUGAGUGGAAGUUCAAUCUGAGCUUCUCUUGAGUGUCAUUGCUGUUCUUGAAUAGCUAAAGGGUGAGUAGUCACAUAUUAAGGUACGACACAAACCCUCCAGCUAUUCAAAAACAGCAAUAACACUCGAGAGAAGCUCAGAUUGAAUUUCCACUCAUUGACUGUGAGUGACCUUUUAGAAUACGGGCCGUGAGUGUUGGCUUAUUCUGAUUGAGUGUUGUCUAAUUCUCACUGAGUGUUGCCUCACUCUCACUGAGAGUUCCCUUAUUCUGACUAAUUUUGAAAUUACGAAUAGUCAACCUCGUUCCCAGGCCUGAGGGAUACUCAUUUGGUAGUUUGCGGAAAUCAUUGAUUUUUUAUUUUUACAAUGAGCGGGGUGGGGGAGUUGUUAAUUCCCCGAGCCGACCGCGCAAAGUCCCGUGCGAGGGUACUAAUUCCCCCCGGCUAAUUACACCCGGGGAAACGAAAGCAUUAGCGAAGUCUAAAGUUCAUCAAUGAUCGCGGAUGGGUGGUCAUCCUCACUGAUCUCAUCUGAUCGUGGCUCACCAACGGUGUUGGGGUGUUGGAUGGGUGGUCAUCCUCACUGAUCUCAAAAAUAUGGCGGACUGUCAUGAAUAGCGGACACUGAUUGGUCCAAUUUAAAGUUUGCAUUAUAACGACUGCAUGACGACAGCGAAAUAGCAAACAUUUCUGGAUUUGAUGAUUGAUAAAUUUCUUGCAAAUAUAUUUCAUUUUUGCUCGCCGCAUUUUUGCAAGAUUUUGUAAAUUUCAAAAGCUUUCUCAGAAAGAAAGGGCGAAAGAGUCGGCUAAAAGAAGGGAGCCGACGUUAACGAAGGUAUGUUUGUUUUAAAUAUUGAUUUUAUAAUUGCUUAAAAACCCGACCGCCUUUGGCCCUUUGGCACUUUGCGUAUAUGAAACAACUAAACAAGACAGCAUAUAAUUUCAGUGUAUUAUUAAUAUUGAUUCCCUUUUUUAAAUAAAAAAGAAAGCACAGUUAUUUGCAUGCGAGAAUUUGAAAUCAUUUUAUUGCAAAUUCAAAGUUUAUCGAUAAAGCCAUUUAAUUAAAGAAUAAAGGCAGUUUAGUUUUAUAAAGAACACUUUAAUUAUAUAAAACGUUUUGCGAAGCAUUUGUGGUUGAAUUUUACCUUAAAUUGAAGCUUAUAUUACGUAUAAUAACAUACCUAACAUAUAUACGUUUAGUCUAGGACCUGUAUAUGAGUUUGUAUAUAUGCGUUUCAUUUAGGACAUGUAAUCUCUACUGUUUUAAGGGUAAAAUGACCAUGGCGGUCAACAUGGCAUAUGUGCCAAAACCUGAAUCCGGGACGAAAGUCCUGAAAAUUACCCCGCCCUGUAACGGCAGUGUCGUCAUAACUCUAACUUCCGAAAAGAAAAAGCAAUAGCCUUUCUGAAGUGCUUAUAGUGUUCAGAAGGGUUGGUUUUAGUGGUGGUCAUUGGAAGGAAAAUUUGUCUAAGUAUAAUAUUUUACAAGAAAAUGACCAUGCACCACCCCAGGUAAAUUGCUAAAUAUGCACAAAAUAACUAAUAUGCCUGGCAGAAAUUAAAUUUUCUUAUCUCCUAAAAAAAAUUAUCAUGGGGUGAAAAACUAUGCUCAAUUUAAUAUAAUUAUUGUGGAUUUCAUUAGGAUUGUCAUUGUUUUCAUUACAUAUAAUACAUUUUAUUUCACGUACCCCCCACGAAAUUAAAACACAAUUUCAGCCAUAUUUUGCCGUCUUGUUUGCUUUUUAUCGCCGAAUCUGGCAAAUAUCAUCCAGUUGUCGUACUUUUACAUAAUCAUGAAUGGCUGAAGAAGAUUUCAAAGAAGGUUUCAUCAAGUUUGGAAACAGUGCAGUGUAUUUUAUCUUCGAUAUUGUAUCCUUCGAUAUUUCGUGAAAAAUGGCGCCAUUGCAAUGACGCGCCGCUUCUCUGGCAGAUAAAUGCUACUUCUUCGUCUUCCUAUGUAUAUAGAUUACAGUAUCCAGAAGUAAUUCAUUGUAGAAUAGUCCCAAUGGAAAAAUUGAAAACAUUAGUUGUAUUGGAAAGAAGAAAACCUCCCAAUACAGUUGUCUUGUCAGAAUUCAAAAGAAGUCAUUUAAAAGUCACGCCAAGUUCGUGAAAACUCCUGGUGGGCUACCAUAGGCGUACCGGGCGGGGGGGCGGGGGGGGCGGCAGCCCCCCCAGUUUUUUGGGCAGUCGGGCAAUAUUCGAUGAACAGUCGGGCAAUUUUGGUUUGCAAUAAAAAAAAAUGGGUCAAAUUCUGUCAAUUUUGUCUAAAAAUAAUUCAAUUUUUUGGCAAAUUUUGUUUUUUUCGAAAAUUUAUGUUAUGCUCCUGAAAAAUUGUUUGUCCGGAAAAUUUUUUUGACCCCUAAAAUGGUACACUGACCGAAAUUUUUUUUGGCGACGGGGGGGGGGGAGGUCGCCAAAAUAAUUUUUCCGGAAAAAUUUUUUUGGUCCUAGUCGGGCAGAAUCCCGAAAAGUCGGGCAGAAUCUCGAAAAGUCGGGCAAUUUUCUUGCCGCCCCCCUAAUUUUUUCCUUCCGGUACGCCCAUGUGGGCUACAAUACAAGGGGGUGAAUAUUUUCACGAAACGUUUGUUCGCCACCACAGAAACCUAACUAAAUACACUAUAUUUAUUGAAUGUUUAUGAUUGAUGAUAAAAUACGCAAAUAUUUAUUGUUUUUAUCAUCAAUCAUAAACAUUCAAUAAAUAUAGUGUAUUUAGUUAGGGAAGCCUCACAUAUCGAUUUUUUCCACGAGAAACGUCAUAUGUUCGUUUGGGGGUGGGGGGGUUGGCAGCUGUGACGUUUCUCUGUAAACAUCAUGGGAAAAUUCGAUAGUUUUUAUCUUUGCAGAAUAUAAAAAAGAAAACAAUUUGAUACAAACAGCAGCCUAUAUAUUCGUAAUACCAUACCUGUUCUAUACCUAUACAUUUAUAUUAUUACGCCUUCCUUGCAUUGAAAACACUCAAAUUUAAAAAAAAAUACGCGCUAAAAUUAUCAAUAUUUCAUGCAAAAAAAGUUGUUUUGAGAAACGUUGGAUGACAUAUUCCUCGCGGAAGCAUCGCCAAUAGCCGACCGAAAAAAGUAGUAGAAAAUUACCUUGUGUGUACUAUAAGAACAAAAUAUCGAUAACUAUGUGUGACGUUUCUAAGGGGGGGGGGGCUCUCCAGAGAAACGAACAUAUGACGUUUCUCGUGGACAAAAUCGAUAUGUGAGGUUUCCCUUAUAUAUAGGUUUCUGUGGUGGCGAACAAACGUUUCGUGAAAAUAUUCACCUCCUGUCAUGUAGCCCACGAGGAGUUUUCACGAACUUGCGCGUGACUUUUAAAUUACUUCUUUUGAAUUCUGACAAGACAACUGUAUUGGGAGGUUUUCUCCUUCCAGAUACAACUAAUGUUUUCAAUUAUUCUAUACAAUGAAUUACUUCUGGAUACUCUAAUCUAAAUACAUAGGAAGACGAAGAAGUGGCAUUUAUUGAGCAGAGAAGCGACGCGCCAUUGCAAUGGCGCCAUAUUUCACGAAAUAUCGAAGGACACAAUAUCGAAGAUAAAAUACACUGCACUGUUUCCAAACUUGACGAAACCUUCUUUGAAAUCUUCUUCAGCCAUUCAUGAUUAUGUAAAAGUACAACAACUGGAUGAUAUUUGCCAGAUUCGGCGAUAAAAAGCAAACAAGACGUGGGGGCUAAGUGAAAUAAAAUGUAUUAUAUUUAAUUAAUGAAAAUAAUGACAAUCCUUAUGAAAUCCACAAUAAUUAUAUUAAAUUGAGCAUAGUUUUUCACCCCAUGAUAAUUUUUUUAGGAAAUAAGAAAAUUUAAUUUCUACCAGGCAUAUUAGUUAUUUUGUGCAUAAAUAGCAAUUUGCCUGGGGUGGUGCAUGGUCAUUUACUUAUAAAAUAUUAUACUUAGACAAAUUUUUCCUUCCAAUGACCACCCCUAAAACCAACCCUUCUGAACACUAUAAGCACUUCAGAAAGGCUAUUGCUUUUCCUUUUGGGAAGUUAGAGCUAUGUCGACACUGCCGUUUCAGGGCGGGGUCCUUUUCAGGACUUUCGUCCCGGAUUCAGGUUUCGGCACAUAUGCCAUGUUGACCGCCAUGGUCAUUUUACCCUAAAAUAGUUGAGGUUACCUGUCCUAAAUGAAACGCAUGCAAACUCAUAUACAGAUCCUAGACUAGUUGGGAAAUUGAUAAUUUUGUAAUUAAAAGAGAUAUUUUUAGGCGAUUUUUCAUUUGUAAGAAUAUUCUUAAAAUCUUCUUAUAAAAUUAUCGUGUUACCAUGACAACUACUUUAGAUACUUCAUGUUCGGAAAAUACAAUGGUUUUGUCAGCAAGGCGAGAGUUUCUGCAUGCAUGUAUUUUCUAGUCUAUAGAUAUAAUCAGGGCUUGAAUAGAUAAUCGGUUAGGGUGCGACAGUGAAAGGUAAUUUCGUUUGUAUACUAUAUAUAGGCAACAAGACAACGCCUACGAUUUUGUCAAGAAAGUGGAAACAAUUUGGAAGGUAAAAUAAUUUCAGUCGAAAUGUUUUAUUGCAUUAUAACUUGCCAUUUCAACCUGAAGCACAUUAACAAAUUGGGGUCUAGUAUACAACUUUGUGAAACGUUUUAAAUCAUUCAUGAUGUGCGUUUGAAAUAGCUAGUGUGCACUGUAUAUGAGCAAGAAUAUCGGGCAAAGUCUGCAAAGAUAUGUAUUAUAUAUACUCUCACAUACAAUUGACCAAUCAGGAAUCUUCACAGGUGACGUCUAUUCUACAAGAUUUUAAAGUUUUCGCGAGAUUAAUUUUGUUUACAGUCGUGAGGUCAUUAAUAGAAAUAUUCAUAUCACUUCUCGUAAAAUUAAGCUAAGUCUCCUUCAAAAGUACUUAAUGCGUCUCAUUGAGUUUUGUUGAUGCACAUAAAUACAAGGUGAAGGUUAAAUAUGGAAAAAUAAUCAGUCUGACUCCAUCAGAGAAAUUAAGGCGUACAUAAUUAUGAGUAAGCAGUUCGUGCUUGAAAUCAAGAACGGCAGUCAUGCAGUUUCACGUUCGCGAUUUCAAACAAGAACGGCUGCCACCAUUUAUAACGGCUCGAUUUUCUUCCUUUCGGCGUUUGUGAAUCAAAAACAUCUCUUGCGAAAAUUGGGCUAGACCUAGUCGAGAUUUGAAUGAUGGGCGAGAUCGGAAAUAUUUGUCACAUUUCCCAUAAUUAUUACGUUUAGAAGAAUCCAAUAAAAUAUUGUUUUUAUUACUGUAUUCGUUGCCUUGACCAUGAUAUCCCAUCAUGUCUUUCAUUUAUUUCGCACUGUAAAAUUUUUGUAGUACAGUAGGGCAAAUAAACUGGAUGGGUACGUGAUGGUAGGAAAGCGGAUCUGAGAUGGUUUUUUGGUUAAUUAAAGCCACCAACCGUAAAUAAAAUUCUCAUAUAAGAAAGUUUCGGAUUGAUACGGCUGGAACUAUAUACAGUAUCUGUAAAAUACAAGUACAACUUCAACGACGAAGGGCUUUCGCUCAAAACAAUAGACUGUUCGUAAUUUUGGAUAAAUUUUCGCCCACCUGUGAAAAUUUUUUUUCACCCACCUAUGAAAAUUGUCAACAUUUUAAUUUCGUCCAUCUGUGAAAUAUUAAAAAAUUUCGCCCACCUGUAAAAAAAUUAUAAAUUUUUGCCCAACUGUGAAAAAAUUCAAAAUUUUCGCCCCCCCAGUGAAAAAUUUAAAAUUUUUCGCCCACCACCAAAUUUGAAUUUUCGCCCAGGUCCGAGGUGGUUCAAGGAUUUAAAAUUUUGCAGUUGGCCCAAAACUUGAAAUUUUAAGCAUGUCCCGGGUGGGUCAAAAAUCUGAAUAUUUGCACAGAUCCUUUCUUUCUACUGGCUUAAGUGAAGUCAGAAGCAGUACUGGCCAUAUAAAACUACCCCUAUACGGCAUAGUAACAUUUAGUAUAUGCGGAAAACAGACCUCUCAACUCUCACGCAUUCGGCGUGAGUCUCACGCAAUUCGCUUCAGUCUCACGCUCUCACGCCAGACCUCUCAAUUCUCACGCAUUCGGCGUGAGUCUCACGCAAUUCGCUUCAGUCUCACGCUCUCUCUCACGCCAAGUUUAGUAAAUCUAACGCAUAAAAAUUUUGGUAAGUCCGGAAAAAUUUUUGGACCCCUAAAAUGGCACACUGAUCGAAAUUUUUUUGGCGAGGGGGGGGCGCCGAAAUAAUUUUUCCGCAAAAAAUUUUUUCGGUACUAGUCUCACUCUUACCUUCUCUGCAAAGUUGAGAGGUCUGGGAAAACGGUAUCUGACAGACUGUAAUCUGAAAUAGAGACAGAUGUACAAUUUAUGGACUCGCCAUUGCAUAUUUGCAAUCCUGUUCAAUAAUCCUUCGCGCACUCAGUAUAAAUAUCAAAAUCCUUUACCCAAUUUCCGAUUGACAUAUUAUUACGUACAGUACUUGCACAUUUUAUUCACGAUUCCGUAUUCAGGCCCCUUACCCCAUUCAAUGUCUGCCUCCUCUGCAGGCCCUCGUUGUGUCAGGGAAGGUAACGAUUUCGAGAGGGCCGGCGGAAUCUUGUAAAAUGAAUAAAUGUUGUUUUGAACCUGCUUCGUUAAAGAAGGCAGUUUUAUUCGUUGGUGUGGACAACAAACCUUAUCAUUAAAAAAUGCUUCCUUCCACGUCCUAAGAGUCGCCAGUUUAAUUUACAAGUUUCACGCUGCUUUUUUAUAUCCUGUGUAUAUUCAAGAUUAUGUAGAAAUUUACUUGCUGACGUGAUGCCGGCGCCAUUUUUUUUACAAGAUUCCGCAGGUCCUCGCCAGAUCGUGACCUUCCCAUGACGCAACGAGGGCCUGCGGACGAGGCAGAUUCAUUGUGGCGUAACUCCUUGCAAGUCUAACACACUACUGAAUGUUGGAAGGAGGGGCUGCUCUGCUUGUUAUUGAAGUGGAGGUCAAAUUUUGCAUGCACUGUCAAUGUCAAGUGAUGAAAUUUUUGAUUGUAGGUAACAUGCAUAUCCCCAAUAAUGCAAGAUGGUAAACAGCUCACUAAUUUAUGAUGAUUAAUAUUUGGAGAACUAAGCAACAUGUGAAGAAGCUGUAAAAACUUUAACAUUUGUUUCAUUUUUACUAUAGUCGUUCGAAUAAAAAGGGAUGUCAAUACAACACAGCAAACGAUUAAAAUUACUGUAAGUAAAAGUUGAUCUUAAUAACAACAUAGAGCAAAACCCAAAUUUGAAACUCUUAACUUUCUGGGGAGGGGAGAUCUCACUUCAACACCUCUUACGACUGCUUAAAUGUACCAGAUCCUGCAACUUGCAGUUCACGUUAUCUGUAUCCAAUAUGAGUGUAAUUUCUAAAUUUGUUUUCUUCUUCCAGACUCACAAACAAAUAGCCACUACAAAAGGACCGUCAUAUGGUAAGUUGAUUGCAGGUGUCGUUUUAUAAUUAUCACAGUGAUGAUAAAAUAUCCGGAAAUUAGCGUUUCGUUGUUGCCAUGUUCCAUAUCAAUAUACUGUAUACUGUUGUAUCCUAUUUCAGGACAGUAACUCUUCUGUUUAGUGAAAUCCUGGUCAAUUGUGACUGGGUCUGGAAAUCUUUUGAAUUUUUUAUUGAUUUUAAUUUCAUUCGCUUUUGUACAUCUCUCUGUCUGUCUGAAUGCUUGUCUGCCAGUACGAAGAUCAGGAAGCGUAUAGAACAGCAAUGUAUAUGCGCUAUAGAAAUGUUAUUAUUAUUAUUAUUAUUAUUAAACGUAAGGUUUUUAGCAUUUUAAAACAUUUUUAUUUUUAAAAAACAUUACAUGAGUUUACUGAUCUUGAGUUAUGCAUAAUUGAUUAUCCUAUAGUUAGUUUUUUUCAUGUAAAAGAACUGAUUUGCUCAUUUCGCCUUUUCAUAUCCAAGCUUAAUCCUAUUUUAAAUGCCAACAUUAGAUCAACUCCUCUUGACCUAUUCUAAUGCUUUGCUACAGUAUAGGACGAUAAUUACUAACCAUUAUAUCUUUAAUUUACUAAUAUUUUUAAUGAUAGGUUGCUUUUCAUCCCUUCCUCUUAUUCGCUUAUUUGAAUAUUGUAACCGUGAAAUACGGAUGAAACAGACUGUUGUGUUUUUUGAGGUAAAACGAAAAACUAUAUUACGCUCUAUCUAUAUGGUAUUGAGCACUGCUUGUGUUUCCUAAACCAAAAUCUUAAGCUAUAUAUAAAUAUAUAUAUAUAUAUAUAUAUAUAUAUAUAUAUAUAUAUAUAUAUAUAUAUAUAUAUAUAUAUAUAUAUAUAUAUAUAUAUAUAUAUAUACACUACGAGCCUUCUUCAGAAUACUGAGAUUAAAAUUACAUAUGUACAUUAUUACCCACUGGGGCACCCUGCGCCCCAGACGAGUAUAGGUUUCGGCUCGCAUUUUUCUCCGACAGUGGAUCGUGGAUCGAAGAUCGAUAGCCACAAAAUAGAAUAUUAAUGCGCUACCUAAUUUUUACCCAAAUUAUCCAUAAAGCUCGUGCAGCUCCUGCCAAUUUUUACCCAAAUUAUCCAUAAAUAACCCUGCGUUUUGAGGAAAAUUCGGGAAAAUUGAAAAUUUUACAUGGGAUUCGUCAUGGAAACACCAACCUUCGCAAAUCGCAAGUUUAUACGUUUGGUUGCGCUGCUUUAUAUUUUGAGAAGAAAGCGACACCGUUCGAUUCAGCGUAAGAAAUUGUACUUACGGAUGUCAAGUGUAUUACUAAACACCAGUAUUCUAGCGAUUUAUGGCCUUUGCAUGACAAUCAAGCGAAAUUGUAUUGUACGACAAAUCGCUCGCAGUACGUAUUUGUUGACAAACCACUCGCCGUACGUUUCAUAGUGUAUUUGUAAUGCCUACAUGGUGCAAUAAGGAUAAAAAUACCACCGUUCGAUUCAGCGUUAGAAAUUGUACUAAUUACGGAUGUCAAAUGUACAGUAUUACUAAACAACAGUAUUCUAGCGAUUUAUGGCCUUUGUCUUUGAAAGCCAAGCGAAAUUGCAUUGUUUACAAAUCGCUCAAAAUUAUUAAACUAAUUAUAAAAAAUAGGUACGCUAAGGGGGGGGGGGUGCUCUGCCAGCUCUGGUGCCGAGUUGUGUCGAACAUGCGUGCCGCCCACCCAUCAACUUGCUUCACUACUGCAAGGGCUUGCUUGAAUACAGGAAUUGAGUUGUAAUUGUUGUUUACAGUUCGCUUAUCAUCAUAUUACUCAAAUUAUCAUGAAAAAUAGCACCCCUCCCCCCCCUGGCCAGGGCUAGGGGGUCCACUCCUCCCCCCCUCCCACAUCCCCCAGUAAAUCAAUCCCUGUUCAUAAUCUUGAUAGUUCAUAAUAAACUUUAGCAGGCAUGCGAGAACAUUGUAGAUGCAUAGAAGUUGUCAGCAUAACAGGUGGUGCCAAUAUACAUUUGCAGAGUUUUGAAAGCCUUUUUACACCAUAAUUGAUACAUAACAUCAACAUUUCUGCUGUUUAUAAUUGAUCUAUUUCAUUUUAGAAAAUGUCAUAGUCAGGGUUGAUGGCACACAAAUCAACUGUUUAUGCCUAGUAAAUAUGUCAAAUAGGUCAUAUAUUUCAUGAAAGUCAUUCAUCAGUAACAAAUGAUGCCAGUAUGGAAAUUAGAAGUAUAAUCGAUGCAUAUAGUUCUUGAAUAGAAUGAUAUAAUUCAGCAUACCAGAUCCAUGCAAUAAUAUUUUGUCGUGGAAAAAAAUCCAAUAAACAGAAUAUUAUGUUAGUUUUGUACAUUGUGUGCUAUAAAUAAGAUCCCAUUAUGACAUAUGGUUGUUGUUGAUUAUAAGACAAUAUAGUAUGGGAUAGGGGAAAGGGGGGUUAUAAAUUGCUUACUUGGUGUUCUUGGCAAUGACAUUCAGUUGCAGAAAUCAGGGUGGAUGAAAAAGGGAGAACCCCCUCCAGGAUAUAUAUAGUUAUAUGCUACAAGUUGAUAAUUAUGACUGGUUGCAACUGUUACUAUAAGUAUUGAUAUUCCAAUCUCUAAAGCUGAAUCUCUGCUCUUCAUGCAGCCACUAUUACUUUGGCUUUCCUUUAAUGAAAGCAAUUAUUCAAUGCACAUACUGAUAUAAAGUGCUUUAAUUUAAUUAAGAGAAAUGUUUCCAAUAUGUGUGCCUUAGCUUCUGACUCUGCUAAAUUUGUAUAAAAAUGAUCUAUCAAAGUCUGCUUGUCUGUAAUGAAUGCAGACACCAAUUGUCUAUAGUUAUGAUCAUUGAUAAAGAAACAAGACGCCUGCUCAGGCGUUCACACUGGCCUGAAAAUGGCAACUUUCGUGGUACUGGGUGUAAUGUGUAGUAGAGAAGUAGAUAGGGAUACAGGAUCAUAGGGAUACUGGAUCAUAUAAAUACAACCAAUAAAUACAAUCAUGAUCAGCAACUAUCAAACAUAAUAUACCAAGACGCCGGCUCAGACGUACCCUCCGGCUACGGGCAACUCAACCUGACAAGCCAGGCCCACUGUAAUACUAUGAUAAUCAACUACCAACCGUGAAUAAUGACGGGCCAAUAAUAGCGAAGAAAUUAUAGUCAUUGAUUUUUAAUGCCGUUAUAUGGCUAGUUUCAGGAGCUAAAAAGUUCAUAGACAUAGACAAUUCUUCUAAAAAAUACGCCAAUUUGCUUCCAUUUAUAAGAUAAACUGAUCCCAACCCAAAGCCCUUCUCUAACCCCAACCAGUAAACAUCUAAUAAACAAUUUGAGAAUUAAAAAAGGGGAGGGGGGAAGUUGGAUCUUGUUCCAAGAACAAAUCAAACCGUAUCGCGUUUCAAUUCGCCGCACGCAACGCCACCUCGCUGAAUACAAUCGAAAACAUACAUUAUAUAGUAAUAUAUGAUGAAUUAGAAAGUAAUUUGGCGCAAAUUAAUGUAAUUAGGUGCAAAUUUAUAAUUAUGCAAAUAAAUAAAAGAGCACAAGCAUGUUUAUGAGCCUACGUAGAACGUAUAUUUAUACUUGUUAAUUAAAAAGUUGAACUAUCAAACCUUUAACUUGUCCUUGUUUAUAUUCCACUAUAUUGUAUAAACUCGCUUGGUCCAAGUUUUGGGGUUUUCGAGUCGUUACACAAAGAAAAACACACUAAUUCAACACGCAAGAAAGGCCGGAGUGCGACACAACGUAAAAUCCAUAGAAAACCGGCACAAUUAUUUGAAAAUUCAACGAAACUGUGUGAAAUAUAUAUUAGAUCGCUCAGUGAAAAGCCGCCAUCUUGAAACUGAACUGAAUAUGUCACUGGAGCACGUUGCACCCUGAGCCUGCGAUGACCUAACGCAAACUCCAUUUCUCGUCGAAAACAGAAAACAGAAAAAGAGAGAUUUAAGACACUUGGGCUACAGGCCAGUGUAAUUAUGUAACCUUACGAAAUUAAAUAGCCUUCUAUUGGUUUCAUUCAACUAAUUUAUAUUAAUUAAAGUCACCAAUGAAAAUGCUAAAUUGAAAAGUACAUAAACAUCAACAUUUACAACUCGAUUUACACUUACAACGGCAACAUGUGCAAGAAUCAUUACUUUCAUAGUUUCAUUAUAGUACUCUCAAUGCCAUUAGUCAAUAAUUUUCUUGUCAAAAAUUGCGAACCAGUUCGUUUCCACUACUGUACGUAUUAAAUGAUGAAACCCUUCAAAUGCUUGCCACAAAUGCACUGUCGACAUUUGCCAUACUCAGACUAGUAAAAUACGUUGUUAUGACUAUAUAUACGGUAUAUAUAUAUAUAUAUAUAUAUAUAUAUAUAUAUAUAUAUAUAUAUAUAUAUAUAUAUAUAUAUAAAUCGGAUCGAAAGUUUGCAGGAAUAAAUUUACGUAGUGUUUCCACAAACAAAACUAUUAUAUGUUUUAUCGCCACGCAUGCAAACAUACAAAGAACAUAUCAAAACUAUAAAAUAAAAUUUUAUCCCAUAUUUUUUUUGAUGUUUUCGGAUGUAUUGACGUUAAAAUCUCAGUAAAGUACUGUUUUUUCGCUUCUGAAUAAACAUCGCCGCUAUGUUAUCAUAUUUUUACACUUUCCACACAAAAAAACGGGACAAAAACCGGCUUUCGUUGUGAGCACAAAAUCUUAAAACUCACAAUAUAAUCAAAAUAAAUAACAAGAAACAAGCCAUUAAAGUCGACACAAUGGCUUCUGAAUUUGGCUCGUGAAGCAGCUUUCGCUUGUUUUCCCGCGUUUUCUCCCGUUUCCUAGGAUACGAGGCCUCGAUCACAAUUGAUGAACAAGGUCUAUAAUGCAGUUUCAUUUAUUUAAGAAUGCGGCAAAAGUUUGGGAACUUCUCCGAACGGAUUUCCACCUGGUGGCAGUGGUCUUGAUUUGACGAUAAAAUGUGCAAAGGUUGGAAAUUGGUUUUCAGCGGAUAUCACUUGGGAAAUUCCAAAACCACAAUGUAAGUGAGAGUUUUAUGGUGAUGUUGCGCGUCAUUUACUUACACAAAUAAACUUUACCCAACAUUGUAAAGUUCUUAUUUAUGUUUUAUUAGUCUAUUUCUCUGUGUAUAUCUAUAUAUCUAUAUGUUCGUGUCCCAUCGCACGUAAACGACCACGUUCCUACUAAUUUCCAUCUCCCGUAAGGAGGUCACGUGGUAGGAGAUCAACAUGCAACAAACAUCACAUCAUUGUGUUGUUUGCAAAGUGGUGAAUUCAAAGCCUUUAAACCGACUGCUGCAAUUUAUAGUUGCUUAUUAUGAUUUAAUCUCACUCGUACGUGCAAAAGGUUAUUAAGAGAGUAACCUCUUGUACUAGAGUGUGGCAAAAGAGAGUUUCAAUCACGUUUUACGUGAAGAAAAACAGCAAUUUUAUACGUUUCACAUGUAAAAACUACCAUUCCACAAAACUAUAAAAAACACGUUUGCUGUCUGACGACCAGUGUCAAUGGAAUUUUUUGUUACAAGGCCAAAAAAAUAUAUGUGGGUUUCCGGUUUCUUCUUAUAAAAACUUAGGUAGGGUUGGUAGGUUUUAACUUUUUUUUUAAUUUUCCGAAUAAGCGGACGCCAUUUUGUUUAGUCAGUGUUUCCACAUUCAAAGAUAAAUUUCCUAAUAUUGCCUCAAAUUUCAAUUUUCCACAAACUUUUUCCUCUAAGUCGAAACACUUACAAGCAUGAUCCAAUAAAAAAGUUUAGGGUAGGGAUUUCCAAAAGCUAGGUAGGGUUGGCCCAAGCAAAAAACCACACAAAAGGACAUCGGGAUGUGUUCACUUUGGAGAGAAGAAUUGUUGUAUUCCGUAUUUUUUUUAUAAUUAUCAUGCAUGUACUGCAGGAAUUGAAAGACAUUUCGAUGUAUGAGAUUUCGGUAAAAUGCAUCAUCUGAUAUUACAAUUUUACUAUAAUCGCCUGACUAUUUAAUUAGCAUGUGCCAAUCUUUGGUUAUCUUAAUUCCUGUUAUUUAAAGUGAUAUGCUAAUGAAAACCUAGAUUAUUUGUGCGGUUGGCAAAAUACGAAGGUGCGCCACCAUACAGUUUUUCACCCAUAUACAGGCCAAAAGUCUGUUUGUUUAUAACGGCAAUAGGCUAUAUCAUGAUACACGGAUGGAAAUCGAGCUUGUAAUAUUGACUCUUGUGUUAUCUACACAUACGUUAUUGACAUAAACUUUAUAUUUGUUAGUUACCGGAUUGGGUUGCUGUGGCACCUGAGCCCGCGUUAGUCAUUGGUCAUUUUA